UUCCCCCCAGCGCCCGUAGCAUACGCACAGACGAAAAUAACAGAUAAACGGAAGAUGCUCUGCUGUCUCUCCGUUGUCGGGGCCCUUUACGGAGCGAUGUACCUACUGCUGCGCGAGCGCAAGCUCCCCACCGUGGUGAUGCGGGUCUGGUUCACCGUCCACCUCUUUGUGUCGCUCAUCGUUGUGAACGUCGGGUGCCAUGUCUUCUCCUUCCUCACCUCCCCCCUCCACGUGAUGCCCAUCGGCACGGCCCAGGCGCUCUCUCGCUCCCUAAAGCACGUCGUGUUUAAGUACUUCUUCGCCCCUGCUAUCCCGCACGUGCACCGCGUGGAGAUGCCCGGCUCGUUGCCGUUCAGUGUGCUGAAGAGCGGGGCGGUCUGCGCCUGCCACUGCAGCUUCUUUGAUCCGCUCCUCUUCUUGUUUACCGCACCGCUUUCUUUCCUCUGGCGCGGCGCCACCUUCUUUAAGAGCUCCUUGCUGAACCUGCCGCUAUUCGGCUACGUGCUGAAGUGCACCGGGUACUUCCCGGUGUACUUCGCAAACGAGAACAGCCCCUCCUUCCACGUGAACAAGGAGAAGCAGGCGGCGGUGGUGGCCGAUGUGGAGGCGUGGCUUGGUAAGGGAAACAACAUGUGCUUCUUUCCGGAAGGGGUGAUGAACCGCGACCCCGCGGUGCUGACCGACUUUCGGCUGGGCAGCUUCAACAUGAUUCUCGCGCACAAGACGCCGCUCUACUACUUUGUCUUUUACGGCGAUCACGAGGUGUGGUCGCCCUCGUGGAAAGGACUUCCCGGCUUUCCGGCGGACAUCUACACCUACGUUGGCAAGUACGAGUACGACCCGGCGAAGGAGGACGCACACUCGUUGUCCGUCGGCCUGCGUGCGGAGAUGCAAAGUCGCCUCGACGACAUGCUGGCGAAGCGGAAAGAGCGCGAAUACAAGCCGUGGUACGUUGCCCCGCAGAAAAAGGAGUUGUAG
Messenger RNA from Leptomonas pyrrhocoris, 978 nucleotides. RefSeq names its product putative mitochondrial acyltransferase. Gene Ontology annotation, cellular component: endoplasmic reticulum. The coding region runs from base 55 to 978 and encodes 307 amino acids. The record is from RefSeq and is a predicted model, not a curated record. Gene Ontology annotation, biological process: phosphatidic acid biosynthetic process. Gene Ontology annotation, molecular function: 1-acylglycerol-3-phosphate O-acyltransferase activity. Lineage: Eukaryota; Euglenozoa; Kinetoplastea; Trypanosomatida; Trypanosomatidae. The transcript has a single exon.